Messenger RNA from Nerophis lumbriciformis (worm pipefish), 1485 nucleotides. The record is from RefSeq and is a predicted model, not a curated record. Lineage: Eukaryota; Metazoa; Chordata; Actinopteri; Syngnathiformes; Syngnathidae.
AUGACAACAGAGAAUCCGCUGGCUCUCCAAUGCCACUGUGAGCGUUGCAGUGCCAACUCGAGCUGUACAACAGAUGGGGUGUGUUUCGCUAAUAUCCGCAAGACAGGCACUCGGUGGACGACGGAGCUGCGCCAGUGUGUUCCCGAAAAGGAACUGUUCCCGCGGGAUCGACCCUUCAUCUGUGCCCAAUCCUUCAAGCAUGACACAGGCCUUUAUCCGAUUUGCUGUACCACAGAUUAUUGCAACAAGGACCCUGACCUUACCGCUUUUCCUGAACUUCCCACUCCAAAAACUCCAUCUCUGGGACCUGUAGCUCUAGCUGCAGUGAUUGCUGUACCAGUCUGUAUAUUCUGCUUGCUCCUCGUUUUGGCCUUCUAUGUCUGCCACAGCCACCGCGGGCUGGGGGCUGGUGGUGCUGGGGCUCACCAUCACCACCACCAUCGGGUGCCCAAUGAGGAAGAUCCCUCCAUGGACCACCCCUUCAUUACUGUUGGGACAACACUGAAAGACCUAAUUUAUGAUAUGACCACCUCCGGUUCUGGAUCAGGCCUGCCACUUCUUGUCCAGAGAACCAUUGCCAGGACCAUCAUCCUCCAGGAAAGUAUAGGCAAGGGGCGCUUUGGGGAGGUGUGGCGAGGAAAAUGGCGUGGUGAGGAAGUGGCUGUAAAGAUUUUCUCCUCUCGGGAGGAGCGGUCUUGGUUCCGAGAGGCUGAGAUCUACCAGACCGUGAUGCUGCGACAUGAGAACAUUUUGGGCUUCAUUGCCGCAGAUAACAAAGAUAAUGGAACAUGGACUCAACUGUGGCUUGUGUCUGAUUACCACGAGCAUGGCUCCCUGUUCGAUUACCUCAAUCGCUACACCGUUACCGUCGAAGGCAUGAUCAAGCUAUCUUUGUCGACAGCCAGCGGGUUGGCCCACCUCCACAUGGAAAUUGUCGGCACACAGGGUAAACCAGCGAUCGCCCACCGCGAUUUGAAGUCAAAGAACAUUCUGGUGAAGAAGAACGGAACCUGUUGCAUUGCAGAUUUAGGUCUAGCUGUUCGGCAUGACUCAGCUACUGAUACAAUCGACAUAGCUCCAAAUCACAGGGUGGGAACCAAAAGGUACAUGGCCCCAGAAGUACUAGAUGACUCCAUAAACAUGAAACACUUUGAAUCUUUCAAGCGAGCUGACAUCUAUGCCAUGGGAUUGGUCUUUUGGGAAAUUGCCAGUCGCUGCUCCAUGGGAGGAAUCCACGAGGACUACCAGCUGCCAUAUUAUGACCUGGUUCAGUCAGAUCCAUCAGUGGAGGAGAUGAGAAAAGUGGUUUGUGAGCAGAAGCUACGCCCUAACAUUCCUAACCGCUGGCAGAGCUGCGAGGCGUUACGUGUCAUGGCAAAGAUCAUGAGGGAGUGCUGGUAUGCCAACGGCGCCGCACGGCUAACCGCGCUGCGGAUCAAGAAGACCCUUUCACAGCUCAGCCAACAAGAGGGAAUCAAGAUGUAG